Theileria orientalis strain Shintoku is the source of this 696-nucleotide messenger RNA. RefSeq lists its product as hypothetical. Gene Ontology annotation, biological process: mRNA splicing, via spliceosome. NCBI's taxonomy places the organism in Eukaryota, Apicomplexa, Aconoidasida, Piroplasmida, Theileriidae. Gene Ontology annotation, molecular function: RNA binding. Gene Ontology annotation, cellular component: U2-type spliceosomal complex; RES complex. The transcript has 8 exons. The record is from RefSeq and is a predicted model, not a curated record. The coding region runs from base 1 to 696 and encodes 231 amino acids.
AUGAAGAAAAGGAAGGAAAAUUUAAAGAUAAUAGACGAGGAUGAUUAUCUAGGCUCAGUCCCAGUGGAGGAUGAACAUAUUAAGGAAUUGGACGGUUACGAAGACUCAGAAGAUGAUCUUCCAGUGGUAGUAAACGAAGAGGAAUUCUUAAAGGAGUUAAAAUCAAAUAUAAGGGCAGAAUCUCGAUCAAACUCACCGUCGCCUCCAAGAACAACAGUAGAUUAUCAAAGCGAUGACGAGGUAGUAUACCGUGAUAAGUCAGGAAAAAGAAUCACCAGAGACCAGUGGCUACUGCUGAACCAAAAGGAUAAAAGGAAGAAAAAUGAAAGAGUAAAACAGGAGCUGGUUUGGGGAAAAGGACUGGUACAAAAGGACGAGGAGAAGGAGAGAAUAGAGCACGAAGAGAGAGUAAAAAAGCAAUCGUUUCAAAAUCACGACAUCGACGAAUAUUACGAUAAAGAGCUGAAGGACAGGAGGAGAUGGGAAGACCCAAUUAACAAGGAGACUGAAAGGACGAGAGACUAUGUGCCGAAGUGUAGAUUCCCUGGUGUCCCGAAUAGAUUUAACAUAGAACCAGGGUAUAGAUGGGACGGAGUGAUUAGAGGAAACGGUUACGAGCAGAGGUGGUUCCAGGCGAGAGCAGACAGAGCUGCCAAGGAGAAGGAAUAUUACUUACAAAACAUAGCAGACCUGUAA